AUGUUGGUCUUCUAUGUUGCAAUAUACGUUUGCCGUUGCUGUGCUGUUGGUGGUGUUGAUGAUGAUGGAGAUGAUGAUUUCUAUUACUUUGCUGGUACUGAUCCUGCAUUGCUGCUGACAAACUGCAGUACGGAUGCUGGGAGAGCUCUUUUCAGUCAGGUUCACAGAACUCAGUCUUUUCCAACUGUAAUGGAGAAAAGUGGAAACGAGUGGCUGGAAUUACUGGAAUCAGGAAGAGUGGAUAAGGUGGAAUCAAGUGGAAUUACUGAGAUUUCGGUGUUUAGUGACUUAGUGUUCGGUUGUUGGCUUUUAGUCAUUUUAGACAGCGUUGGAUAUUUGGAAACUGCUGUAACGAUUUAUCGGCAUCUGAAAUUUUUGGGGGAUAGUGAUGGUAGUGGUAAUGGUUGUGACAGUGGUGAUAAGAAAGUGAAGGGGUUUGGGAAGGCACUGGCAUUGCUUUCUUUUCCGAAAUAA
Messenger RNA from Enterobius vermicularis (human pinworm), 474 nucleotides. The record is from the annotation of a GenBank genome assembly. Lineage: Eukaryota; Metazoa; Nematoda; Chromadorea; Rhabditida; Oxyuridae.